Molecule: messenger RNA, 1404 nt
Organism: Aspergillus lentulus
Lineage: Eukaryota; Fungi; Ascomycota; Eurotiomycetes; Eurotiales; Aspergillaceae
Gene: dmaW
Product: tryptophan dimethylallyltransferase fgaPT2
Biological process (GO): ergot alkaloid biosynthetic process
Molecular function (GO): tryptophan dimethylallyltransferase activity
Source: RefSeq, a predicted model, not a curated record
AUGACUCUCAUCAAGGCAGCUAGCGCGUCCUGUACAGAGGCCUACCAAGUUCUUAGUCUCGCCCUGAGAUUCGAUAAUGAGGAUCAGAGGCUCUGGUGGCACAGCACUGCUCCGAUGUUUGCAAAAAUGCUAGAAUCCGCCCAAUACACCACAUCUUGUCAGUAUCGCUACCUCAUCACGUACAAGGAGUACGUGAUUCCCAAUCUCGGAUGCUACCCAACAAACAGUUCUCCGCGCUGGUUGAGCAUUCUCACUCGAUACGGUACCCCGUUUGAAUUGAGUCUGAAUUGCUCCGAUUCCAUAGUGAGAUACACCUUCGAGCCAAUCAAUCAACACACCAGAACCGACAAGGACCCAUUCAAUACACACGCCAUCUGGGAUAGUCUACAGCAACUGCUCCCCCUUGAUAAGGGCAUCGACCUCGAGUGGUUCCGCCACUUCAAGCAUGACCUCACCCUCAACAGCGACGAAUCUGCUUUUUUGGCUCGUAAUGACCACCUGGUGGGCGACUCUAUCAGGACGCAGAACAAGCUCGCCCUGGACCUGAAGGACGGCCGGUUCGUACUCAAGACGUACAUCUACCCGGAGCUAAAAGCCAUUGCCACCGGCAAGACAAUUCACGAGCUGGUCUUUGGCUCAGUCCGCCGCCUGGCAGCCGGGGUCCCCAGCAUCUUGCCCCCACUACACAUGCUGGAGGAAUAUAUCCGUUCACGCGGUCCGAACAGCACUGCCAGCCCCCGCCUAAUGUCCUGUGAUCUGACCAAUCCAGCCAAGUCGCGAAUUAAGAUCUACCUGCUGGAGCGGAUGGUUUCAAUAGAGGCCAUGGAGGAUCUGUGGACCUUGGGUGGCCGGCGCCGAGACGCUUCCACAUUGGAGGGGUUCGCCCUGGUGCGUGAACUCUGGGAUCUCAUUCAACUGUCGCCGGGGUUGAAGUCUUAUCCGGUGUCGUACCUCUCCAUCGGGGCUAUUCCGGACGAGCGACUUCCGCUCAUGGCCAAUUUCACCCUGCACCAAGAUGAUCCGAUCCCCGAGCCGCAGCUAUAUUUCACGACCUUCGGGAUGAAUGACAUGGCUGUGGCGGACGCCCUGACGACGUUCUUCGAACGCCGGGGUUGGAGUGAAAUGGCUCGCACGUACAAAAGCAAUUUGAAAUCGUACUAUCCCCAUGCGGAUCAUGAGAACCUUAACUACCUCCACCCCUACAUCUCCUUCUCCUAUAGGAAAAGAACUCCUUAUCUGAGUGUCUAUCUUCAAUCAUUUGAGACAGGAGACUGGACAGUUGCAAACGUAUCCGACUCAAUGGUCAAGUGCCGGGAUGCGGCCUGUCAACCCACAGCCCUGCCUCCAAAACUGCCAAAGGCAGGCUUGACUCUGGCCACCACUCAUGAACAGCUUGGAAAUUAG